UGACCUUGCAAGUCUCUCAAAUCGCCCCUUUUCUCCUUCUUCCGCCGCGCCUCCGCUUCUCCGACCCUGCGAGAGCCGAGCGAACUCCGACCUCCCGCCGCCAUGUUCCGGCACGCCGCGAAGCUCCUCCGCCGGCCCGUCCCGACGACCUCCCCCGCCGCCGCCGCCGUCUCCCGCCGCCCCUUCUCGUCGGAUCUCCCGGCGGCGGAGACGGCGGACCCCGCGUUCGUGGAGGCGUGGAAGAAGCUGAUCCCCAACAUCGACCCGCCCAAGACCCCUCUCUCCUUCAUGCAGCCGCGGCCCGCCACCCCGGCCUCCAUCCCGACCAAGCUCACCGUCAACUUCGUCCUCCCGUACGCCUCGGAGCUGUCCGCCAAGGAGGUGGACAUGGUCAUAGUGCCAGCAACAACAGGACAACUUGGUGUUCUUCCUGGACAUGUGCCAACUAUUGCAGAACUAAGACCCGGACUAAUGUCGGUUCAUGAUGGAAAUGACGUGACAAAGUACUUUGUCAGCAGUGGUUUUGCAUUCAUCCAUGCAAACUCAUUUGCAGAUAUUAUCGCUGUUGAGGCUGUGCCGAUUGAUCGAAUUGAUGCAAACCUGGUCCAGAAGGGGCUUGCCGAGUUCACCCAGAAAGUGAACUCAGCCUCCACCGACUUGGAAAAGGCCGAAGCACAAAUUGGAGUGGAUGUGCAUAGUGCUCUCAACUCAGCUCUAACCGGUUAGGGCGUCAAACUUUAGGGCUUCUCUCGUUUGGUCAUUUUCAGCAAUACCCUUAUUUUUGUUUGAUGUGCUCGAUUGACACCUAGAUCUGGCUUGAGGAGGGAUUUUUCUGACAUUUUGUACUGGUUAAUCCUGCGUGAAAAUUUCUUUGAUGAAAUAAUCCUCAAGUAAAUUGUUUAUUUGGCUUUCAGAGUUUAAAAAAUGGCUUUGCUGAGUC
Eucalyptus grandis is the source of this 940-nucleotide messenger RNA. RefSeq names its product ATP synthase subunit delta', mitochondrial. NCBI's taxonomy places the organism in Eukaryota, Viridiplantae, Streptophyta, Magnoliopsida, Myrtales, Myrtaceae. Gene Ontology annotation, biological process: proton motive force-driven ATP synthesis. The transcript is spliced from 2 exons. The record is from RefSeq and is a predicted model, not a curated record. Bases 103 to 726 code for a protein of 207 amino acids. Gene Ontology annotation, molecular function: proton-transporting ATP synthase activity, rotational mechanism.